Messenger RNA from Hymenoscyphus albidus, 876 nucleotides. The record is from the annotation of a GenBank genome assembly. NCBI's taxonomy places the organism in Eukaryota, Fungi, Ascomycota, Leotiomycetes, Helotiales, Helotiaceae.
AUGCCUAGAACAAAAGGGAAACGACGCAAUCAGAGUGCACAGAGAUCAAACAAACCAAAGAAGAGGAAAACCACAACCGUCAUAGAACAACCGCCCAAACCUGCCGGUCCAACAUUCCUCUCACUCCCUCGAGAAAUCCGCCAGAUGAUAUACGACCUGCUGAUUGAAAAGCGCCUAAUAUCCCUAGCCUACGAUCGCGUCCUCAAUGGACCAGUACAAAUAUUCUUUGCAAAAAAGCCGCCAUGCUUUCUCCUCCCUUCUCCCCAAAUUCUCUCCAUCUGCCAGGACUCCCGUGUAUACGCAUUAUCCAAAGGUUACCGACCCUGGGACCUACGAAACUCCCAAGGAAAGACGCUGAGGAUGAUGUUCAGUCCAGACUUAGAUACCAUCUCAUUCCCCCGCACCGCCUCCCUGGGCGACUUCAACCCCGCCUUCUUCCCGACCGCUUUCCCAGAGGUAACACAGUACAUUAAGAAACUCGCCUUACCCUCCACACACUGGCGCAUCUUCGCGGACGAGAAGGCGGAGGUUCUAGAUCAUAUCAGUCUUCUUCUAUGGCACGUAUUUAAGGGCGUAACGGAUAUCUGGGUCAUGUUUGAGCCGGAUUUUGAGGGAGAUCAUACGGUGCUGAGGAAUCCGAAGGGGUGGUAUGUGCCGAGGGAUAUUCAGAGUGGUAUUGAGAAGGAGAGGGCGAAGUUCCCUUGGAAGAAUAAACUUCUGGGGAAAAAGGCGCCGCAGAUUAGGGUUGUGCUCGAUGAGAGGGAUAUUAUGGAGGGGGCGGAGUGUUGUUUGAUUCUACGCUCUAUGAGGGGGUAUGAUAGUAUCAGGUCGCUGUGUAAGUAUGUGAAGGAUCGGAGGGGGGAUGACGAUUGGUAG